Molecule: messenger RNA, 2334 nt
Organism: Didymosphaeria variabile
Lineage: Eukaryota; Fungi; Ascomycota; Dothideomycetes; Pleosporales; Didymosphaeriaceae
Exons: 1
Coding region: 1-2334 (777 amino acids)
Source: RefSeq, a predicted model, not a curated record
AUGGCGCCUUCAACGCGUCGGCGCACGCGCGCCACAGCAAACUCUUCCCCGCUUGUGGAAUUGAAGACCGAGCCCAAGCGCAGAGUUACCAAGACCACGAAGGUGAAACGCCCCGUGAAAGCACCCGAGCCUGCGCCAGAGCCAGAGCCGGAGCACGUCGUGAGAUCUGAAGAGAUCUCAGACAGUAAGCCACCUGUUUCUUUCAUUCAGGCACCACUCUCGGUGGCCUCUUUCCUCAAGAAUCCGCCUUCCGUCCUUCGAGACAUCUACGACCUGGUCAAGAAGCUCCAAGCAGAAGUCCAGGAGCUCAAGAAAGCAAAGGCGCCUCAAACUGACAUUGCGCACCAAGCCGACACCGCGCCCCAAGACGAUGCAGCUCCCUCCGAAGCGCCUCUCGAAGCUCCUGCCGUCAUUGAAGAAGACCGCCGCGAAGCUAUGGAUCUCCUUCGGCUCGCCGACCAGAAGCGUGAACAGAACAUGGCACUCAGCCAGAUAGAUAUGCGCCCGUUUCAGCUCUCAACUACAGCUGUAUCGCCUGUCCAUGCAACGGCGCAGCCUGCCUCAACACCGCGCGCCAAUGGAACUACUCCACCUGCCGCUACCCCGCAGAGUUCAACAAGCUUCUUUGGCAGUGUGUGGUCAACUCUCAAGUCCUCUGUCUGGUCUACCCCGAAAACGAAGCCCUCGCGCCCCUCCAGCAACGCCAAUUCUCUUGCCGCUUCCUCCGCUAGCACUCCUAUCGCACCGCCGGUCAUCGGAGAUUUCACCAUGAGCCUCACACCUACACCAACGCCCGUGGGCGACAACCGCGGAAGCUCAAAGGUCAAGCGGUCAUCAGGCAGGCGCCAACGCGCAGCGAUUAUCAAGAAUGUUGCGUCAAGCGUGCCAGACCCGGCCGAGGAAGAGCAGGCUACAAAGUGGGCCGAGAACGUCCUGAUGCAGCUGCUCCAGGACUCCUCCGCUUCUGCUGGGGAAAAGCGCAAGCGACUCGAAGACGGAAUGACAUACGGCGACCUCAACCACUUCAACUCCAAGCCAUGGAAGCCCGCAGCUAGUAGCUUUGGGCUUGACGAUGAGCUCAUGGAUCACGUCGAUAACACUCCGGAUGAGCCCGCCCCGAUGUGGGCGAUCCUCGAGCACUUGCGCAUUGAACAGCAGUGGAAGGGCGCACAGCCCGAACAGGAAGACGAAGCCAAUCAGCCCGCCUCCAAGAAGCGGAAGACCUCAAAUGGUGCCAAUGACUCUAUCACGUCACCUAAGCAGUCUGUCGUCUCUCUCGACUACGCCAACAGCCCGUUCUAUAAUAGCGGUGGCAAAUCAACUUCUCUUCGCGACCUGCACCCUCGUUCCUGCUUGGACCGGCCAAGUGUUCAGCAGGACAGCAACAUCUUCAAGAAAUCUCAGCAGAGCGCAGCUCAGCAGAAUGACUCAUCUACAGCGUUCCCGACCUCGUUUAGCGUUCCAGACGAUUCAGAUGACGAGGAGGAUUUCGAAGACGAGCCAAAUACCAACGGAACAACUGCUACGCCCGGCGCCUUUUCGACUUGGACUCAGCCACCACCGCCUGCUCCUGUCAUGCCACAUGCUGAACUUCCAGGCUCGGUUGGUCCAGCUCCAUCUGUUCCUUCCGUCGAGGGUCACCUCGUUGCCAGUCCUACCGUGGAUCGGGUUGAAGCCCAGCGUGCCAAGGCCUUGAAGUUCACUCCAGCCAAGCCGAGCAACCUGUCACAUAUGAGCAAACCUUCUCCCAGUCUCCGCUCUGACGCUGGUAAUGAAUCGAUGCUCGCAAACUCCCCUGCACCCAUCUUCGGAUUCAAAGCUUCCGGCGCCGCCGCUCCUAGCAUCUUCCAAAGCGCGAGCGCGACCAACGGGGCUUCUCUUUCCAAGAACGAGGCCCUUACAAAUGGCGCUACUCCUUCCCAGGAGAAGGGCCUAAGCAACGGAACAUCCCCCUUCCAGAACACGGGCUUUACCAAUGGCAAUUCCCUCUUCCAGACCAAGGGCAUGACGGACGGUGGCUCUCCCUUCCAGACUAAGGGCAUGACGAACGGUGGCUCUCCCUUCCAGACUAAGGGCAUGACGAACGGUGGCUCCCCCUUCCAGGCCAAGAGCGCCAGCAACGAUGAAUUCGCAGUCAAGAGCGCAGGCGCUAGCCUUGCUUUGCCGGACUACGAGUUCAUACCUCCAGACGCUGAGCCGCUCGACCUGCCCUUAGAAAUCGAGGCCGACCUUGAUACCUAUGUACCGUCCGCCGAGUUACAAGCCAAGAUCGAGGCUAUGACCGGUUGGGACGAUCCCAUUCUCGAAUACGAUGACGAGCUAUCUAAUGUUUAA